Arvicola amphibius (Eurasian water vole) is the source of this 387-nucleotide messenger RNA. RefSeq names its product prokineticin 2 (gene Prok2). Lineage: Eukaryota; Metazoa; Chordata; Mammalia; Rodentia; Cricetidae. The record is from RefSeq and is a predicted model, not a curated record. Bases 1 to 387 code for a protein of 128 amino acids. The transcript is spliced from 4 exons.
AUGGGGGGCCCGCGCUGUUCCCCGCUACUGCUACUCCUGCUGCUGCCGCCGCUGCUCACGCCGCCCGCCGGGGAUGCCGCGGUCAUCACCGGGGCUUGCGACAAAGACUCACAGUGUGGAGGAGGCAUGUGCUGUGCUGUCAGUAUCUGGGUUAAGAGCAUAAGGAUCUGCACACCCAUGGGCCAAGUGGGAGACAGCUGCCACCCCCUGACUCGGAAACGCCAUGUUGCAAAUGGAAGGCAGGAAAGAAGAAGGGCGAAGAGAAGAAAAAAGAAAAAGGAGGUUCCAUUUUGGGGGCGGAGAAUGCACCACACUUGUCCCUGCCUGCCAGGCUUGGCGUGUUUACGGACCUCUUUCAACCGGUUUAUCUGUUUGGCCCGGAAGUGA